Paramuricea clavata is the source of this 1740-nucleotide messenger RNA. The record is from the annotation of a GenBank genome assembly. NCBI's taxonomy places the organism in Eukaryota, Metazoa, Cnidaria, Anthozoa, Malacalcyonacea, Plexauridae.
AUGGAUUAUAAUGUCAUUCACGAUGAAAGAAACAAGCAGUUUUACAUCGACCUAGGCCAGGGUAAAUAUUUAAUUGUAAGAUAUUGUUUGAUAUUUGUGUGUUGCCCAGUAACCGGGCAUAUUUGCAAGCAUAGGAUAGCGUCCAUUGUGAACUCAGAAAUGUCGGCAAAUUAAGCUACAGCUCUUAAUGUAUGUGUCUUUCAGGGGUAUGCUACUGGGUAUAAUGAAAAUAAUUUUGCCGACAUGGUAACCAGUGUUGAUUGUUCAUGUAAUUUCUGAAUACUAUAUCACAGAAUAUGAACCUUACAGAAGGUUGAUUUCUUGGUUUUGCCCAUGAUUUUAGAAUAAACAUUGAAAUGCUGUCACCAUGCUCGUAGCCAGUGCUCUUAUGAGAGGCAUUCACCCCCCUGAGAAUAUUGAAAAUGGCAAACGUUCAGGGGGGUGAAUGCCUCUCAUAACCACAUUGACUAGGAACACUGCAACAGCAUUUUGAUGACGAAUCAUGGCAUGACAGCAGUUCUGCUUUUUCUGAGUCGACCAGUAGGGGUGCACUGGAACCAAUUUUUUAAAGUUCUGGCCGGAACUGAUUUAUUCAUCAAGGCGAGAGCUUACAAAUGUUAGAAUAAAAAGAUUGACAAACAUUAAACAUCAUAAUGAAGUGUUUAAUAGUGUACAUUUUCCUUGUGUAGUCCAAAUUUCUUCCUAUUGUGAACUUUUGUUAGACAAAAGAAGUUUGAUAUUCUAUCUCUCUGAAAACAACAGAGUUCCAAUUCCGGCCAUGCUUUUUUUAUUAGUUCCGGCCGGAACUCUGAAAAAUCAAGGUUUCAGGUGAAACUAACCAGCCGAAACAGAGUUCCGGUGCACCCUAGGUACCAGGCCACCGAAUUGAGACAUACAGAAGCUAUCAGUGCUGAAUGUAUCUGUGAAUACUGUAGUUUGAAAAUAUAAACUAUUAAGUAGUGUACAUGUAUUUUUAGAAAAGGCAGUACUUGAAUAUCAGUUUCUUGAUGGAGAAGAGAACAUUAUGGAUUUUUAUCACACUGGCGUGCCUGAAAGUCAAAGAGGAAAAGGAGUAGCAGCCCACUUAGUCAAGGUAUCAUUGUCAACCACACAAAUUAUCUGACAAAUUAUUAAGAACAAAAACAUGCAUUGAGGCUUAAUUGGUUGGAUUAAAUUACAAUUUUUCCACAAUGACAGAGUUAGGACUGCGUUGUAAAGUUAAUGUUCUGGUCAGGCACAGAUUUUCUGGGGGUUGUGCACCCCCCAGAAAUUAUUUGCACACCCCCAGAGGCAUUUGGCACCGCCCCCAAAAUUUUUUGCACCCCCACAAAUUAUAUAUAAUUUGGUUUGAUAGUUUCAUAUUUGAUUAUUCUUACUACUAAAUUUGUAAAAUUACCAAUAUUAUGGUCUCAGAUCUUGCCAUGUAGGCCUAGAAAACAAAUUUUGUUAAACUUUUUCCUUGGCCUUAACGGGUGUUGCCACCAGGCCCCGGCCAAAGCAAGCAGCGGCACCCCCCAGUUAUUUAUCCACCCACCCCACCCCUGAAUGAAAAUAUGAAAGUCUGGUUAUGUUAGGUUAGGUUAGCUUCUCUGUAAUUUGGUGAACUCUCUUUUAUCAUUUUAGGCUGCGUUUUCAUUUGUGGUCGCCCAGAAUUUUAAAGUUCGUCCAACGUGUUCUUAUGUUGAAUAUUACAUCAAUAAAAAUAAACCUUCGGAAAUUAUUGAAAGACUAGAAAAAUAA